GAUGUCAUCAAAUAUCAGUGUGCUUUUUUAUUCCAACCGUUACUCCUGGUCGGAGUAUUCCGUAAAUAUUUAGUUUAUACGUAGGGUUACGUCCUACCUAAGUUUAAUGGUGCAAUGCUCAAAUAUUUAGUAGUGCAUAAAUUGUUACUUAGUGCCCAUUUACGCCACAACUAGGGUAGCUGCUGCAACCGACCCAGAUCUCCAGAGAGAUGGAGAGUAAAUCUCGCGAGCGCAUCUCCUCUCGCGAUGCCGCCCAGCAUCGCUGUUCUGCUGCAGUGCGCGUAUAAAGGAGCGAGACUCGCGGGGACGAGAGGAGGCGAUGCGGCAAGGUCGCGGUAGCGUCAAGGCUCAGAUCACCAGAGGAAACCGCCAUUCACGGAGAUCAUCCGGAUCUUUAGAGUUCCUGUGAGCUAAAAGAGCCGAGAGUGUGUCAGAUCUCAAACUCCCGUCCGAACGCCCGGCUGUUCUCCAUUUGCCUCCGCAUGUGCACGCUGCGGGUUCGGAGGGAAGUGCUGCGCGGUAUUUCUGUCUUUCUGCAGCAGCGUCAGUGUGCGGGCGAUUCCUGUCUGAUCCAUCGGCUUGUCUGCAGUUUCGGUGGACAGUAUCAGUUUUAGUAGGGCUCUUCGCUUGUCAUGUUGGCGUCACCUCCGUCAGUUGCUGCCUCCCGGAGCGAGCUGCUCCCUCCAGUCGAAUCCGACGCGCUCAAACCCGCCGGUCCCACACCGAGCCAGAGCCGCUUUCAGGUGGAUCUAGUGUCCGAGUGUGCCGGGGACGGUCACGCUCCUCCCGCAUCCUACCCGUCCCCGCCCGACCUCCCCGCCGACCCGCCGCACGACCCCGGAGAGGAAGCCAAAGGCCGGUUUCGGGUUGUGAACUUUGCGGCCUCUAGUCCGGACGCGGCGCCAGCGGAGAGCGCGCAGAACGGGGACACGGUGAUGAGCGAGGGCAGCCUGCACUCGUCCACCGGCGGCCAGCAGCACCAUCACUACGACACUCACACCAACACGUACUACCUCCGCACCUUCGGUCACAACACCAUCGAUGCGGUGCCCAACAUCGACUUCUACCGGCAGACCGCAGCGCCUCUGGGCGAGAAACUCAUCCGACCCACCCUGUCCGAACUGCACGACGAGCUCGACAAGGAGCCGUUUGAGGAUGGCUUUGCUAAUGGUGAAGAGUUGACACCUGCUGAGGAGGCCGCAGCCAAAGAGGCUUCUGAGUCUAAAGGAGUCGUGAAGUUCGGCUGGAUUAAAGGAGUGUUGGUGCGCUGCAUGUUAAACAUAUGGGGUGUGAUGCUCUUCAUACGCAUGACAUGGAUCGUGGGACAGGCAGGAAUUGCAUAUUCCUGUUUAAUCGUUUUAAUGGCAACCGUUGUGACCUCCAUCACAGGCUGCUCGACCUCUGCGAUCGCAACCAACGGCUUCGUACGAGGAGGUGGAGCGUAUUACUUGAUAUCCCGAAGUUUAGGUCCAGAGUUUGGUGGCUCUAUUGGUCUGAUUUUUGCUUUUGCUAAUGCUGUGGCCGUGGCCAUGUAUGUUGUGGGUUUUGCUGAAACUGUCGUUGAGCUUCUGAGUGCAGCUGGUGCAUUGAUGUUGGAUCCCAUUAAUGAUGUGCGAAUCAUCGGCACCAUCACGGUCAUUCUACUGCUGGGUAUUUCAGUGGCGGGGAUGGAGUGGGAGGCAAAGGCUCAGAUAUUCCUCCUGGUCAUUUUGGUCACGGCCAUCUUCAACUACUUCAUUGGAUCCUUCAUCCCUGUUGAGUCCAAGGAGAAGUAUGGCUUCUUUGGCUAUGAUGUGGGCAUCUUGGCUGAUAACUUCGGUCCAGACUUUCGAGGAGAAACUUUCUUCUCUGUGUUCUCCAUCUUCUUCCCGGCGGCCACAGGCAUUCUGGCUGGAGCGAACAUAUCAGGAGAUCUAGCGGACCCUCAAAUGGCCAUCCCGCGAGGAACUCUUCUGGCGAUCCUCAUCACAGGUGUGGUGUACAUGGGUGUGGCCGUUUCUUCAGGUGCGUGUAUCGUGAGGGAUGCUACAGGGAUUGAGAGUAACCGUACUCUGAGCGGCAGUAUCAACUGCACUGAUGCAGCCUGUAAGCUUGGCUAUGACUUCACUUCCUGUAGACCAGCGAUCGAGGGAGUGUCAUCACCCUGCAAAUAUGGCCUCCACAACGAUUUCCAGGUGAUGAGUGUGGUGUCGGGCUUCAGUCCUCUCAUCACCGCAGGCAUCUUCUCUGCCACCCUCUCCUCUGCCCUGGCAUCACUCGUCAGCGCUCCUAAAGUCUUCCAGGCUUUAUGCAAAGACAACAUCUACCCUGGAAUUGCGGGCUUUGCGAAGGGCUAUGGAAAAAACAACGAGCCGUUGCGCGGAUACCUCCUCACGUUUGGUAUCGCUCUGGCCUUCAUUCUGAUUGCGGAGUUGAACGUCAUCGCCCCGAUCAUUUCAAACUUCUUCCUGGCAUCAUAUGCUCUCAUCAAUUUCUCUGUGUUUCACGCAUCACUGGCUAAUUCUCCUGGAUGGAGGCCGAGCUUCAAGUACUACAACAUGUGGGUGUCACUAGCCGGGGCCAUCUUGUGUUGUGUUGUCAUGUUUGUCAUCAACUGGUGGGCGGCGCUCCUGACCAAUGUCAUUGUCCUGUCGCUGUACAUCUAUGUGAGCUACAAGAAACCAGAUGUGAACUGGGGCUCGUCCACUCAGGCAUUGACGUAUCAUCAGGCUCUGACACACAGUUUACAGCUCUGUGGAGUAGCUGAUCAUAUCAAAACAUACAGGCCGCAGUGUUUGGUGAUGACUGGAGCUCCAAACUCACGUCCAGCGAUUCUGCAUCUGGUUCACGCCUUCACCAAGAACGUGGGUCUGAUGGUGUGCGGUCACGUGCGCAUCAGUUCCCGCAGGCCCAACUUCAAAGAGCUGAACAACGAUACGCUGCGCUACCAACGAUGGCUCCUCCACAACAACUCCAAAGCUUUUUACACACCAGUCGUGGCUGAAGACCUUCGUCAAGGAACACAGUACUUACUGCAGGCUGCUGGUUUGGGCAGGUUGAGGCCCAACACUUUAGUGCUUGGCUUCAAAAAUGACUGGCGCAUUGGAGAUAUAAAGGACGUGGAGACCUACAUCAACGUCAUCCACGACGCGUUUGAUUUUCAGUAUGGUGUCGUCAUUCUCCGGCUCAGAGAGGGGCUUGAUAUUUCUCACAUACAAGGACAAGAUGAUUCUUCAGGUAUGAAGGACGUGGUGGUCUCUGUGGACAUGAGUAAAGACUCAGAUGGAGACUCCUCUAAACCCUCUUCAAAGGCCACGAGUGUUCAGAACAGUCCAGCGGUCCAGAAAGAUGAGGAUGAGGAUGGCAAAGCGAACACUCAGCCGCUGUUGAAGAAAGAGAAAACCAGCCCUACGGUUCCUCUGAAUGUGGCGGAUCAGCAGCUGUUAGAUGCCAGUCAGCAGUUCCAGAGGAAGCAGGGGAAGGGGACAGUAGACGUGUGGUGGCUCUUUGAUGAUGGCGGUCUGACUUUACUGAUCCCGUAUCUGAUCAAUAACAAGAAGAAAUGGAAGGACUGUAAGAUCCGUGUGUUCAUCGGUGGAAAGAUCAACAGAAUCGAUCAUGACCGCAGAGCAAUGGCAACAUUGCUCAGCAAGUUCAGGAUCGAUUUCUCUGACAUCACUGUGUUGGGUGACAUCAACACAAAGCCCAAAUCAGAAGGUGUGACUGAGUUUGCUGAAAUGACCGAGCCGUAUAAACUGAGGGAAGAUGACAUGGAGCAGGAAGCUGCUGAAAAGCUGAAGAGUGAAGAACCCUGGAGGAUCACAGACAAUGAGCUGGAGCUCUACAAAGCAAAGAGUAAUCGUCAGAUCAGAUUGAAUGAGCUGUUGAAGGAACACUCGAGCACUGCAAACCUCAUUGUCAUGAGCAUGCCUCUGGCCAGGAAAGGGGCCGUAUCCAGUGCUCUGUAUAUGGCCUGGCUGGACACUCUAUCUAAAGACCUGCCGCCCAUCCUCCUAGUGCGUGGAAACCAUCAGAGCGUGCUCACAUUCUACUCUUAAAGAGCUCACGGUCCAAACCGCACAGACACGCCGACACGCACAUGAACGAGCACACGUUACGAGUCCAGCACCAGUGAGUGAUGAUGAUGAUGAUGAUGAUAAUAAUGAUGUUAGUGAUGAGGACGGACACGGAUGCUUUCUGUAGCUUCAACACGACCAAUCGAACGCAAGCUGAAACAAACAUACGGUCCUUCUGCGUCGUGGAGGUCGAGACGAGAAAAAGAUCAAAGUUUGCCGGUUUCUGUUGUCUUCGGCUCAAAGGUUUCGAGCACACGUUGUUACAUUGAUUGUCGUUAUCAUUGUUAUCAUUUCAUAUGACUGUCACAACUUUGAGUUGUGUGUUUUUGUUUUUUUUCCUCUCUUUUAAUUCGCUCUUGAUGAAGCAAUAAUCACCUCAUUUCUUUCCUCACUUUGAAGAACAACACACAAAUCUUUGCAGCACUUUUAUAGCUUUGUUGAUGUGCCUUCCUGUGCAGUCAAAUUAAAUUCUUAAACUUUUGCCCUGACUGGUGAUUUAUAAAGAUGUAGAUUUAGAUUGAUUGUUUUUUAUUGGGUUUUAAAUGGACUCUUUUUAUUUUAUCACAUUUUAUUGCGGGUGGACUGAUUUACGUUCCACUGCGUGGCAUUGAGUAUUUUUACCACCUUUUUUUUUGUAGACGGACAGGUUUGUUCCCUUUUCCUCAGAGUUUGACGUCUUCCUUUUUAGCAUUGAAUGAGUUGUGGAGUUUUAGCACAGUGCCCCUCCAUGUUCUUGUUUCAAUGAUCAGCAGAAACUAGAGGUGAUUACCAUCAUCUUUGAACUUCUUUCUUAGAUUUACAUUUGACUACUUCAAACUAUAUUAGUUUUUUUCCUUGCGUGCAGUUGAACAGCAUGUGGUUUUAUGAAGAGGCUGAUGAAUUUGAUCGGUCAGGAAGCAAGGCAAGCAAACGAUGAACCAAAUAUGAUCAAACCUCUGGAAACAGAUUCCACAAACAAACAGAUUUUGCUACAGUGAAGACCUUUGCCUUAACAGUUGAAGUAAUGAUUGUUGUUUUUACCGUCUUUAAGCCAUACUGGCUAGUUGAUUGAUUAGUAGCUAAAUGAAGAGACAUUGAUAGAUGAAUAGAUGCCUGAACAAGAAUGUAAUCUUUGCCAUCACCCCAUUUGUCUUAAUCUCAGCAAAAUCUUUACAGUCCAACAGUCUGUUGUUAACAAGUUCUCUUUAAGCAGUCCAGAACUGUACAUUUGUACCUCGACAUUCAACACCAGUGAAUGUCAACAACCUGUUUGCCCUUAAAGGGGUUAUCAAAUAGCACCUCUCCUCUCAUACGUCAAGGUUGGACUGUUUUCCAUCCAUGAUUGAGUUCAACCUGGGGCUUCCCUGUGCUUUUGUUCUGUUGUCAUUGGCCAGUGCUUUUCUGCAUUUAAAGGCCUUAAUCGGAGAUCACAGGAUGUCUUGAAGUGUCACGUCAAGUUAUACGAAUGUUUUGCGCCGUGAAUGAGACUGAUUCGUCCCUCUAUGCAGGUGAAAUCGUGUAAUCUAAACUCAGGAUUGAGUGCCGUCUCGCAGAUUGUUCAUUUUUAUUUUUGGAGACUCGUUCUGUUUAUAUUCUGAUGUGUGGAAGGCCAUCAAGAAAACCGAUUUCAGAUUGUUGUGUUUUUAAAUGUCGUUUGGUUAAUUCUUCUCUUGAUUGUAAUGCUGGAUGUGACCAGACAUUCAUUAUGCGGGCUACGAGCUGAAGUGUUGGUCAGUAAUAAUCUCCAUCACAUUCACUCCAGCUAAAUAUGAAGUGUUCAGAUCUUCUGUUCCGUCACACUUUUCUUUCCAACACUAUUUUCUAUUUUUUAUGUUUUUGCAGGCUUAUUGUGCUAUUGCCGGUUUUGCGUACAUAAGAUUCGUGCAAUUUACACCCUUCAAAUUUGUGCACCUGAGAAAUAUACCAUAUGAAAAUGUUAGAAUGACUAUAUUCAUAUUAAUAGUUCUCAAUAUGAACUAGUAUUUAAAAGUACUUAAAUGUGAGUCCACCGCAUGUACUUUUUCUUUUCAAGUGGGUGGUUAGUAAUGCUUCUGAUGGUACAAUCUUUCCUGUUGAAAAUCUGUUACGUGUUUGUGUGGCUGUACAGCACUCGGUUCACCCUAAUACUGACAAAAUCACCAGUUCAACUAUUACCUGUUAUCUCAAACUAUUAAGAUACUUGUAUAUUAUAUUUGGAUAUAGAGAAACAGAAGAGUCGGUCACACCCAUAUAAUGUGUUGGUAAAUGGUCGUUACUCAUUGAUGUAUAAAUGCAUCUAGCUGCAGCUGUAGGUUUCAUGCCAUGAUGUGCUUGAAAGGUGCCUCUCAACAGUUCCACUGUUGUUUUCUGUGUAAGAUGAAGCAGGUUUUCUUUUUGUUUGUCACACCAUUUCUCAUUCUGCAGAAUGUGUUGCCAAAGUACAUUUCACUCCACUGGAAACAUGUGAAAAUGAGUUUAAUAACAUUAACACAAGGUCAACGACAUAGUUCCCCACCCUCCAACAAUAGUUCCCACUGUACUUCCUUACUAACCUGUAAAUAUCUUAUAGCUUAAUCACAUUAAUGAAGGGAGUGGAAUUAUAGCUGCAAAUUAAUAUGGUGAAAAAUAUUUCUUUAUGCUAGUUUGAAAUAGUUUUAAGUUGUAUGUAAAAUGUUAUUUUAUUUUUUAAAAACUUUUGAAGUCAUUUUUUGGUCUCUAUUUCAAUGUUUGAUCACAUUUCUAUCUUUUAUAUGCCUUUUUAAAAAUGCCAUGUUGACCAGUGGUUUGAGUUUCCUGCUAAACCAUAUGAGGGUGGAUCUGAUUUGAUCACGCUGGAACAGUAAUAUUUUGAUAUACUGUACUGUUAUAUGUCUCACAUAUGCUUUUUUUUUUUCUAACAUUUGAACGGUUAAGGGUAUCAAUGCUUUGUACAUCCUUAUUGCAAUACAUAAAAAUAAACAGAAAUGAAAAUCAGUCA
Molecule: messenger RNA, 6990 nt
Organism: Myxocyprinus asiaticus (Chinese sucker)
Lineage: Eukaryota; Metazoa; Chordata; Actinopteri; Cypriniformes; Catostomidae
Product: solute carrier family 12 member 2-like
Exons: 27
Coding region: 633-4037 (1134 amino acids)
Biological process (GO): chloride ion homeostasis; sodium ion transmembrane transport; cell volume homeostasis
Cellular component (GO): membrane
Molecular function (GO): ammonium channel activity; sodium:potassium:chloride symporter activity
Source: RefSeq, a predicted model, not a curated record